UAAUGUUUUGGGUGGUGAAAACUGCGCUUUUAGUACGGACAUCGUCUGCAUAACGGACGACGACAAUAAUUUCCUGCAAUCAUUUAAUAACUUCAAUUUAAACUCAUCUGCUUGACUGAUUCGGUGUGUUCGUUUCGUAAUUUUUCUGAAAUCAAUUGAAACGUCGCAUCGACCUUUGUAUUAAAACUAAACAAUAAAAAAAUUAAUGUGCAAUUUUCUCUCACAAACCGUCAUUAUUUUGUCGUUAAGGUUUUUAACGUUAUUCAAUUCGGUCGGCCUCCAAACCGUCCGGAUUUGUGUGCGGCCUCACCUCGCCUCAGUUAUUGUGGUGUCUCAGGAUGUACUGUUGGGCCCUAGGCACAGAUCCCCCCUAAAACAAAACCACCCAGUUUGGUGCCCACUUUAACAACAAUUUUUAUCAAAACACCUCAGAUAAGAGAACGUAAUCCACGAUAAAUAAGCCGGGCCUCAUAAUUGCAGGUAUCAGUUCAAGUGCAGUCGGUUUUAAAAUAGACCCGGUUAAUGGGUAUUAUUAGAACUUGGAAGACUUCCACGUGAACAUAAAAAAUCAUUAUUUUCCAUUGGAUUUGGAGGAUUCCGGGCUGGGCGUGUUGGUUGCCCGGCGCAUCCGCCACAAUUUGCACGUGCCUCCUUCAUUGGAACGGUCACGAACUGUUACCGCACAUGAUUAUGAUUACAAUAAUCAUCGGUUUUUUAAUUGGUCCCAUUUUUUAUGUAUCGGUUUUGCUUUUUCGGGCGGUUUAAUUUCUGUUCUCCUCGUUUUUUCUAUCAUUUAUUUAUUUUGAAUUAUUUUGGUUUUGGAUGUUCAGUGUGACGUUUUGUUCCCUUUGAUGUACGUGGUCUAACUUUUUUUGGCACCAUUUUUCUCCGUGAUAUUUCGCUGCCCUUAAGCGACUUUUUUCUUGCCCAUAAAACCUGACUUUUUCACAUGAGUUUAUAAUUAGAAUGGUUUAUUUUAUUUUGAAUGUCAAGUCCGUAUGGUAGUCGAGUCGAUUUAAUUUUAGACCUCGUAUGUCGGGCAAAUUCAAAUUGGUCAUUAUUUUAUGGGCUAGCAUCUCUUUGAGAGAGAGACAGAGAGAAAGGGUGAAAAAAACCACUUUCGACAAAAUCCGAAUUCGAAUCGCAACCCCGUGUAUCACGAGAUCCGUUCGACUCGAAACUAGAGAGGGUCGGAGACGGACUGGUGUUGUGGUGGUCAAGUUGGAAACGUUUUUGGGGGACACAAUCGACAGAGACACGCAAUUCGAUUGGACGUCGGGACGCGUGUUAAGCGAGUCUGUCUAUCGAUUUGGCCACGAACUGCGCCCCGUCGCACAACUUAAAACUCGCAGUUCAGUCGAAUCGGGGUGCGAAUACGGAGGCAGAAGGGCUGAAGACGGCUGAACCAGCGCCUUUUCACUUUUAAAGGGCGUCGUCCUACUAAUGCCGAUUUGUUGUUCCAUCCAUUUAGUUGUAGUGUCGUUUGUAAACGUGUUUUCGAUU
Aethina tumida (small hive beetle) is the source of this 1503-nucleotide messenger RNA. RefSeq lists its product as uncharacterized. Bases 1033 to 1404 code for a protein of 123 amino acids. NCBI's taxonomy places the organism in Eukaryota, Metazoa, Arthropoda, Insecta, Coleoptera, Nitidulidae. The record is from RefSeq and is a predicted model, not a curated record. The transcript is spliced from 2 exons.